AUGGAGGAGGAUGUGCAGUGGACUACCAAUGUGAAAGCAGAACUGGAUCACAAGAAAUCUGAGGUAGGGGGAAAUGAUCACUUAUUUAUCAUGUUUUAAAUUCAAGAUGCAUUCUACUGGUAAAUGGGUAACAUGUCAUUGCGUUAUCAUAAACAACAAUGGUGUAUUAAAAAACACAUUCCUUACCCCAGGACACUUCAACGGGUGACUAUCCAGGAAAACAAAGCAAAGGGAGCACUCUAUUGGCUAGUGGGACACUUUCCUGCAAGGCUAUGCCUCAGACCUUUUCCUAACCAAGGUUCUAAUGAAGGUGGAUGAGAGCAUCAAGGCUGAAUCCAAUUCAUUACAUAAUAGACAAAUGUUUUACAUUGAGAAAGUUGCCUUAGAGCUCAAAUAAUGCCAUCAUAUUUAGCCAUAGAUGAGUAUGGGGCGGCAGGUAGCUUAGUGGUUAAGAGCAUUGCGCCAGUAACCGAAAGGUUGCUGGUUCUAAUCCCCGAGCCAACUAGGUGAAAAAUCUGUUGAUGUGACCUUGAGCAAGGCACUUAACCCUAAUUGCUCUGGAUAAGAGCGUCUGCUAAAUGUAUUUAAAUGCAGCUGUUUUUUUAUCUCAAUAUCAAAUCAUUUUGGGGUAACAAUGUACAAGAAUUUCUCUACACCCGCAAUAACAUCUGCUAAAUAUGUGUAUGUGACCAAUAACAUUUGAUUUGAUUUUGAUUAAGUACCUUACUGUUUCAACUAAAAUGGUCAAAAAUAAACAAAAAUAGCUUCUUAACAAAUAGCUUCUUGGAAAAUUUCUCAAGCAAUAAUUAUGCUAGGACUGUCUGGGAGUGGUCUGAGUGAGGAGGGGAAAACUGAAAAUGAUCUGUUAUUGGCAGAGAGGUUUGGAACUCUUUCUUAUUGGUCUAUUAACUAAUUUACAGCAUGGUGAUGUCACCAUGGAAGGCCAAAACUCCCUCCCACCAAAACAGGCAGAAAUUUCAGGCGUUCUAUAGCUCUUACAUUGAAAGGGCUUUAUCAUAAUUUUCACAAUUUCACAGUAUUAUUUCAACCUCACAGGAAAAUCUCUGGGCCUUUAAAACAAUCACAUAUCCUACUGUACAUAUUAACAUAGACACACACGUGUACACACACCCACACAUACACACACUUGCACUAGCUGGUGUUAAUCGUGUGUGAGGUUGAGUGACCUGAGCUAGCCUUUGCUGUGACUGUGUGACCCAUUGACUGUAUAAGAAUGGACAAAGCCAUCAAUGACAUCACACCAUUCAUUCCUAUGUGAAGACUCAAUGGCGCAUUUAAAGCUCAGGAAGUCGGUUUUAGCUUGCUAAGAUGGCGUCUCUUCCGGGGGGGGACAUAAAAUGACAUAAAAUGCGCAGUUUGUGCUACUUCAGGAAGUGACAUAGCAGGCUGCGACCAGGGGAGAACGACUGUCCCCUCUCAAGUAUCUCAAGUUGAAGGCCGACCGCGGACUGCAGGCUGCCGGUAGCAACAAAAUUAUCUUUAUAACUUCUUCUGUGUGCAAUUUUAAAGUAAUCGGUUCAAGGACAUACAUCUGGUGUAGAAGCAAUUACUGAUACCGUGACUGUCUUCUGAUUUUUAUUUUAUUCACACAAAUAUUGACCAUGAAGAUUGCCAUUUUCCCAUUCCCUAUAUUGGGGGAGCCUGCUUUCUGCAAACAACAGGCUGCAGUUCUUCGGUCAGCCAUGAACUUCAUGGCUUCAAUGAGAGGAGGCAGUUCUCCCCCUGGUGUGACCUACAGUUAUCUGAGGUAUCUAUAACCACGAGACCCUUUGCUGCUUCUGAAAUAGUUUACAGCUUAUUAACUUAACAGCCUGACCUCUGACAUCUGACCUACAGUACCCGAUGUAAGCUACCACCAAAGAAAACCGACUGCAGCCUAUCUAUAGUACAUUGCUACAUCUUUACAACUAAUACAUGAAAUCAAGUAAUUUCUUAAUUAUAAAUAAAGUAAUGUCCUUGAUUAUACAUGUAUUUUGUUUCAUAGACUUUCAUAGACAUUUGUAUGCCAUGGUGUCUGCAAGGAUUUUACUUCAGGAUUUUGGUCUAUAUUUGUUCAUGUUUCACCAUUCUAAUAUCAACAUUUCAGUUUGCAAUGAUUAAUUUAAAUAUUCCAUGCAAAAAUACAUUAUAUUGAAUGGGCAGGUGUUCUAGUAGAUUCCUCUAUGAUCCAUGCCCCUCAACAGGUUUGAUACUGCCUCCAGGGAGGGAUCAAAGUUAAAUAUUUCCUUCCUCUACAAGCAGACAACACCUAGGGCUUAUUUGGGAUUCACAGAUUUUAAUUAAUGACUUAAUUUACACUUUCUUACAACCAGCAGUUCAGCACUAGAGGGCAAUUAGCUUGUUAGUUAUAAAUUAUAUUCAGAAUACAACCACUAAUCUCAUGUUACAGUUUUUUUUUAUCACUUUAGUGCAGGGGUGUCAAACUCAUUUUAGCUCAGGGGCCACAUGGAGGAAAAUCUAUUCCCAAGUGGGCCGGACCGGAAAAAUCAUGGUAUAUAUAACUUAAAAACAACAACUUCAGAUUGUUUUCUUUGUUUUAAUACGAUCAACAUACAUCAUAAAGCUGGAGCCUGAGGACAGUGUGUCCAAAAUAGUACAAGCACAACAUCACUAUUAAUCAUAAAACACGUCAAGUUUAUUUGAAAAUUCUAAAGAAAAAGAACACACAAACACACAAUGCCUCAGUGAUUAACAGAACUGUUUCACAGAUCACAGAACUAUAUCAGGGUGUCAUUUCUCAGGCAGAAAUGUAGAUAAAAAUAAUGAAAUCCUGUUCCCCAAACAAGUGCAAGAACCACAGAGUCAAUAAUAGGUUAAAUAUACAAAUAAAAUCAAUUAAAAACAAUAGCACAUCAACAUAAAAACAUAUAAACAUAAAUCUGAAAGCGUUGCUCAAACUCCCGUAACAGUCCAGUUAUUUUAUCUUUGAACCGCUUCAUGUCUGCCACAUGUUGGGUCGCGCACACAUUUUUUCAGACAGGGGAAGUGAGCUGCAUCACCACCGGCAAGUUGCGUCUCCCACAAUGACAGCUUCAACUUGAAAGAACGUAUGCUGUCAUAAUACUGCGUGACAACUUUGUUGCGCCCUUGCAGCUGUUUGUUCAAGUUAUUCAGGUGCUCUGUAACAUCCACCAUAAAUGCAAGGUCCGGCAUCCAUUCUGCGGAAUGAAAUUCUAACCCUGGUUUGCCCUUUUCUUCCAUGAACUGUUCAAUUUCUUCUCGUAAAUCAAAGAAACGCCUCAGCACAGCACCUCGGCUUAACCAUCUUACCUCAGUGUGGUAUGGCAGGCCAUAGAUGUGGUCUUUCUCUCUGAGAAGGCUGUCAAACUGACGGUGAUUCAGGCUUCUGGAUCGGAUGAAAUUAACAGUUUGGAAUACCACCUUCAUGACGUUAUCCAUCUUUAAUGACUUGCAACACAAAGCCUCCUGGUGCAAAAUACAGUGAAAAGUAAAAAAAUCACGUCCUCCAUUUGCAGAUUGCACUUUCUCUCUGAACUUUGUCACAACGCCUGCUUUUUUCCCGAUCAUUGAGGGCGCACCAUCUGUAGCCAGGCUGAAAGCGCGGGACCAGUCCACUCCGACCCUGUCCAGCGCGCCGACGAGUGCGGUAAAAAUAUCAGCUGCUGUCGUUGUAUCUGUCAUCGGCACCAACUCCACGAACUCCUCGGUGAUGGUCAAUGUGUCAUCAACUCCGCGGAUGAAAAAAUGGCCAGUUGUGCAACAUCUGUAAUGUCCGUGCUUUCAUCAAUUGCAACCGAAAACGCAAUAAAUGACUUUACUUUUUGCUUCAACUGGCUGUCCAAAUCCACUGAAAGAUCGGAAAUCCUGUCUGCAACUGUAUUUCUUGUCAGGCUGAUAUUUGCAAAAGCCUGCCGCUUUUCAGGGCACACAAUCUCCGCUGCCUUCAUCAUGCAUGUUUUUACAAAUUCACCGUCACUAAAUGGUUUUGAAGCCACUGCGAUUUCAUUAGCAAUGAGGUAGCUAGCUUUCACUGCAGCGUCACUGAUGUCUCGGCUGUGAGUAAACACAGACUGCUGUUUCUUCAGACCCGCCAACAGUUCAUUCACCUUCUCUCAUCUCCGCUGUCCUUGAAAGUUGUCAUAUUUGUCGGCAUGAAGACUCACAUAGUGGCGACGAAGGUUAUAUUCUUUCAGCACUGCAACAUGCUCUGAACACACCAAACAUACAGCUUUCCCAUUCAAUUCCGUGAUUAAAUAGGAUGACCAUUUUUCUUGGAACACUCUGCACUCUGCGUCCACUUUUCUCUUUUUUGACAGAGACAUAUUGGGGCAAUGAGGGUGCCAAAGCACAUAAUGUUAAAAGUAGAAGCCGUAAUAAAUAUCGCGGGCAAAACAAAGUAGCUCAUUGGCUGCACGUGCUUGACCUACUUGCUCUGCCCCGGUAUAAACAGUUUGCUUGCUUAACAUAAUUUCUAUUGCGCCAUCCAGUGGACGCAAUUGGAACAGCAGUUUAUUUUGUUGAAAAAUUGCAGCGCAUUUUUAUACUUAAAAAAAAUAUAUUAUUAUUAUUAUUAUUAUUUUUUUUUUUUUUUUAAUCAUCUCGCGGGCCGGAUUAAACCCGUUUGCGGGCCUGAUCCGGCCCGCGGGCCGUACGUUUGACACCCCUGCUUUAGUGCAAUAUUCACAAGUAUGCUGUACAUUUUCACAACUCUUAGUACAAAACACAAAACACAUCAUCAGACAGGCAGUUGUUUCAAAAGUCUAAGCACAUCUUCAAUUGACUAAGUAUAAUACACAAAAUCAUACAGUAACUUUUUCACAAACUCAAUCAGUGUCAUCUAGAAAUACAUGUUUUACAUUGCAUACAUGUUCAUAUGAAGUAAUUGUCUUUCACAAUGCAAUGCUCACAUUACUUUUGAUAUGAUUCUCUUCUCUUUUGUUAAAAUACAUUUUACUAUUACUUAAUCCGACUGCUCUUUAUUGAUCGUCACUUAAACGUUUGGUAAACCUAUAGAUUUUACAUUUAAACUGGUUUGUCUACUACAGAUUUUGAGAACUACAUAAUGAAAAUGUACGUCUGUAAAGUAGAAACAUAAAAAGUGUAAUAAAUAUACCUGAAUGUACUACUAUGAUGAUGACUAUUAUGAUUUGACUUCACAGUAAAUGUAAAAAAAUAUCUGUUAUUGACAAGAUCAGAGAUGUACUGGAUGUAACAAAUCAAAUCAAAGUUUACUGGUCGUGUACACAGAUUAGUAGAUGUUACAGCAGGUGCAGUGAAAUGCCUGUAUUUCUAGCUCCUACAGUGGAUAAAUAAAUACAUUUACAUUUACAUUUACAUUUUAGUCAUUUAGCAGACGCUCUUAUCCAGAGCGACUUACAGGAGCAAUUAGGGUUAAGUGCCUUGCUCAAGGGCACAUUUACGUCAUUUAGCAGACGCUCUUAUCCAGAGCGACUCACAAAUUGGUGCAUUCACCCUAUAGCCAGUGGGAUAACCACUUUACAAAUACAAUACCGAUGCGAAAAUAAUCCAGAAAUUCCAAAACAAGAAAGAAAUGCAUCCCUAUACAGUAAACAUGUAUCUGGGGUGUUUUUGAUGGGGAGGUUUCACACUGCUUUACUAAAAUGUCAUUGGCCAAUACAGUACUUUAACAAAGGCCAAUACAGUACUGUAAUAAUGACCAAUACAGUAGUAUAUGCCAUUUACGUAGCAGACACUUUUAUCCAAAGUGACAACAGUCAGUCCACACAUUUUGGUAUGUGACCCCAGUGGGAAUCGAACCCACAACACUGGUGUUGCUAGUGCCAUGCUCUUACUAACUGAGCCACACAGGACCACUACAAUACAAAACUGUAAAAUACAAUACAUGAUUACGUUACAGUUGGAAGGUGUAUGAUUGCCAUCCCAAUGACCGCACCACCCUCCUUCAGGCCAUGAAUGAGGCAUGCAAUGACAUCAAUCCAGACCUAUGUCAGGCUUGGAUUCGCCAUUCCAAAAGGUUUUUUCCCCCAGGAGCAUGAACAAUUAAGAUAUUUACUGUGGUUUCGAUGAGAACCUAUGGCCAAAUGAUCAAGACAGGCUUGAUUCAAACUAGUGCUGCUAAACAUGAUGUUUCAUUCAUUUCUUUCAUUUGAUUACAUUGUGAAAUAUGUUUCAAUGAUCACACCUUUGAUCGCACAUGGGAUAGAAAUUAUGGAAAUGUCAUGUUUAGUCAAUUGUAAUGGGUAGUGUAUUGCCUAAUGUGAAAACAGUGUAAUGUACUGUACUGUAGCUGUAGCUUAAUACAUUCAAAGGGCAAUUUUUAAACAUGUAUCUUACAUUUUUUGCUAUUGGAUUAGCUGGUUGUUAAAAUAACUAAAUCAUUAUCGUUAUGUUGUGUUUUGGUGAUUAAACCAAUCUACUCAUUAUAUUUCACAGCAAACAUAUUUUGGAUCAAUGGUUGUGUGGUGAAAGAUGUCUGCAAACAAAAUGGAUGCACAAUGAAAGGUUUUGAAUGUAAAACUGGCUGCUUUACAAGUGUUGCCAGUUUGGAGUUUUGUGCGAACAGUUUUUAAAAUUCACCACAUACUUGUGAAAAUAGUACCAAAGCAAUUUUAAAAAACUGUAAACAUAAGUACUCUUACUGCAGGCACAGAAGGAUUACGCCAGUUUUCUACAAAUGGAAAAUAAUAUUUUGCUUGGCUUUCUAUUUUUGCAUUUCUGUUUUAAUUGUAAAGUAUAUUAAGGUGUGUUUUUCAAUUCACUUUAGAUAGAGUUACGAUUUGAAUAUAAUUGAUAUGUUAUUAACCAGCGUCGCAGAGCGCGAGCGAUGAAGCUGGGACAUAUACAUUUACAUUUACAUUUUACAUUUUAGUCAUUUAGCAGACGCUCUUAUCCAGAGCGACUUACAUAUAUAUUUUUUUUAUACUGGCCCCCUGUGGGAAUCGAACCCACAACCCUGGCGUUGCAAACGCCAUGCUCUAUCAACUGAGCUACAUCCCUGCCGGCCAUUCCCUCCCCUACCCUGGACGACGCUGGGCCAAUUGUGCGCCGCCCAUGAGUCUCCCGGUCGCGGCCGGCUGCGACAGAGCCUGGAUUCGAACCAGGAUCUCUAGUGACACAGUUAGCACUGCGAUGCAGUGCCUUAGACCACUGCGCCACUCAGGAGUAUGGGGGGACACACCUGAACAUAUAAAGUGGGACACACCUGAACAGGAAGAACCAGGCAGUGAACCCACCAAUCACAACGUUGAAAGCAUCCAGGUAAAGUAAAAGGAAAAAUAAGUAAACUGCUCAUACAUUUGGUGUCACACCCUGGCUCUGGGGACUCUAUAUGUUGAGCCAGGGUGUGUAGAUUCUAUGUGUUCUUGUUCUAUGUCGGUAUUCUAGAGUUGUGUUUUCUAUGUUGGCCAGUGUGGUUCUCAAUCAGAGGCAACGAGUAUCAGCUGUUGCUUGUUGUCUCUGAUUGGGAGCCAUACUUAAGCAGCCAGUUUACCCACAGUAGUUGUGGGAUCUUGUUCCUUUUGGUUUGUUCCGUGUUGGUUGUGUUUAACCUAGGACGUCACGUUAUCGUUUUGUUCUUGUUAUCACUAUCGAUAAUAAAGUAUGUUCGUUCAUCACGCUGCGCCUUGGUCUACUCCGUUCAACGAUCGUGACAGAAGAUCCCACCAUACCAGGACCAAGCAGCGUGUCCAGGAGCAGGCAGCCUGGACAUGGGAGGAAGCACCGGGUAAGGAGCUGGAGAGGUUGGCGAUGGCCCAGGUGGGCCUGGGAGGACAUGCGAUGGCCCUGGGAGGACAUGCUCGGGGGAAAAGGGCCAUGGGCUAAGGUUAAGGCCCUGGCAAGAGAGGAGCAACGGCGUCAACAGUGUCGUCGUCGGACGGACGAGAGGCAACCCCAAUAAUUUUUUAGGGGGGGGCACACGGCAUGGGCGACGGGGCAGCAGGAGGCUGCCACGGGGCGUAUUGGGAGAUUAGGAGAGGAGGCCACCGGGUUUGGGGGGCCAGAAGGCAGGUUGGCGGAGCCUGGAUGGAGAGCAGAGCCAACUCCCCGUACUCAGGCAUGGCAGCAUGAGACUGGGCAGGUUCCGGGGUAUGCGGAGCUGCGUACUGUGCCACGACUGGUGUCGUGCGAAGGUGGGCAUGCAGCCAGGACGGAGUGUGCCGGCUCAGCGCUCGUGGCCUCCAGUGCCUCUCCUCGGUCCCGGAUAUCCUGCGCGUGUCACGUGCUGUUAUGCCAGUACGGGUACACAGCCCUGUACGUCCUGUGCUGAUGCCUCACACAGAGUGUGUGAAGGUAGGCAUUCAGCCAGGACGGGUUGUGGCAGCUCUUCACUCCAGGUCUCCUAUCCGUUUCCACAGCCCGGCCCGGCCUGUUCCUGCUCCUCGCACCAAGCCUCCAGUGCGCGUCGCCAGCCCGGCCCGGCCUGUUCCUGCCACUCGCACCAAGCCUACGGUGCGCGUCGCCAGCGCGGCCCGGCCUGUUCCUGCCCUUCGCACCAAGCCUGCGGUGCGCGUCGCCAGCCCGGCCCGGCCUGUUCCUGCCCCUCGCACCAAGCCUACGGUGCGCAUCGCCAGCCCGGCCCGGCCUGUUCCUGUCACUCGCACCAAGCCUACGGUGCGCGUCGCCAGCCCGGCCCGGCCUGUUCCUGCCACUCGCACCAAGCCUACGGUGCGCGUCGCCAGCCCAGCCCGGCCUGUUCCUGCCACUCGCACCAAGCCUACGGUGCGCGUCGCCAGCCCGGCCCGGCCUGUUCCUGCCACUCGCACCAAGCCUGGGGUGCGAGUCGUCAGCCCGGUAAGGCCCGUUCCUGCUCCACGCACCAAGCCAGGGGUGCGAGUCGUCAGCCCGGUAAGGCCCAUUCCUGCUCCACGCACCAAGCCAGGGGUGCGCAUCGUCAGCCCGGUACGGCCAGUUCCGGCUCCACGCACCAAGCCAGGGGUGCGCAUCGUCAGCCCGGUCCGGCCCGUUGCUGCUCCACGCACCAAGCCAGGGGUGCGCAUCGUCAGCCCGGUCCGGCCCGUUCCUGCUCCACGCACCAAGCCAUGGGUGCGCAUCGUCAGCCCGGUCCGGCCCGUUGCUGCUCCACGCACCAAGCCAGGGGUGCGCAUCGUCAGCCCGGUCCGGCCCGUUCCUGCUCCACGCACCAAGCCAAGGGUGCGCGUCGUCAGUCCGGCACGACCCGUGCCUGGGUCACCGGUGCCUGGUCGGGUACCGGUCAGCUGCUCGACACCGGAGCUUAAGCAAUCCGCUCCUACGAUGUCCAGUCCAGCUCCAGCCAGCGGGGCCAGACCGGACCAGGGGCGCUACGGGGGGAUUAUUGGAGGGUGGUGGGCAAGCCCGGAGCCGGAACCGCCUCCGAGGAGGAAUGCCCACCCAGCCCUCCCCUGUUUGGUUUAGGUUGAGGCGCGGUCGCAGUCCGCGCCUUUGGGGGGGGGGGUACUGUCACACCCUGGCUCUGGGGACUCUAUAUGUUGAGCCAGGGUGUGUAGAUUCUAUGUGUUCUUGUUCUAUGUCGGUAUUCUAGAGUUGUGUUUUCUAUGUUGGCCAGUGUGGUUCUCAAUCAGAGGCAACGAGUAUCAGCUGUUGCUUGUUGUCUCUGAUUGGGAGCCAUACUUAAGCAGCCAGUUUACCCACAGUAGUUGUGGGAUCUUGUUCCUUUUGGUUUGUUCCGUGUUGGUUGUGUUUAACCUAGGACGUCACGUUAUCGUUUAUUGUUUUGUUCUUGUUAUCACUAUCGAUAAUAAAGUAUGUUCAACGAUCUACUCCGUUCAACGAUCGUGACAUUUGGUUAUGUAUUCACCCUCAGUUACAUUAUAGUCUGUGAAUCCUACAUUCUAUAUCCAGCAAUAGUUUAUUGUCAAUACAUUUUAUUUAGCUCUCUUUUACCAGGCUUGUUAUUGAGACAAUAUUUAAUUAUAUUCACCUUUAUUUUACACACAACCUACUCACAUCUAUCUCAAGAGGCUGUUUAUAUUUCCCCAAGGUUGGUUAUUGCCAACAACAUUGCUCUAUUACCAGAUAUUUUGUUGAAAGCAUGUGCUCGUUUAUGAUCACAACCAGGCUAUGAGGUUACCAUGCUAUGAAUGUAUCUGGGCAUUAGCCACUUCAACAUGAGCCCCUGGCAUCUCUGCUUUUACAGGCACCCUGACCCUCUCACACCCUCGCCCCUUCUAUGCCCUGUAGUAAAUCAGGUGUUGGCUAGCUACUGUUCAAACAGCUGUUAGUUUACACCAGACCCAGAAUAAAGGAAGGGAUGCCAGUCACUCAUACCAUACUCUAGGGCUGGUGUAUGAAGAAUGAGUGAAUAGUAAUACUUUUAAUAGUUAAGACAAUAUUACAUAUACUACCACGAUAAAUGUAAUCUGUCUUGUGUUUUGGCAGUCGUAUUCUUUAUGUUGUUGUGUCAAACUGUUGAGAGAGAGAGAGACAGAGAGAGCGAGAGAGAGAGAGAGGAGAGAUACUGUAACUGAACUCAACUGCAGCAGAUAACUAACUGUGGUAAUGAGAGCUGAUUCUGAGUCAGUCUGUCAUCUUGUCUCCCCUAGGCAGAGGACAGAGAGAGGAAUUCAUUUUCAGAGGGGGAGAUAGUUGAUCAGGGUGGACCAGAGAGCAUCCAGGAGAUCUGCCAGAGGAGGAAGUUGAAGAAGAAGACUCGGUCCUCAUCCAAGGUGGCUGUGGACGUGCCUGUGGUGAGGCAACAUAUAUAUAUAUUUUUUGGAGCAAUAUUUAUCUUUCAGAUUUCCAGUUUUAUGUAUAAAUGAUGACCGGAACAAUGCAGAAUACUCUGAUUGUCAUUUUUAAGAGUGGGACCAGGGUUUGCUGGAUCAGUUGAUAAGUCCCAGAGAGUCUGUGUGUUUGUGUUGGUCAGUUAGGACCUGUAGACACGUUUGACUUCAUGAAGGCAGUGACUCAGGGUAAACUCAAAGUGGUGGAGAAAUAUCUGGAAGAUGGAGGAGACCCCAACUUCAGUGAUCAGGUAAGUAUUAGUCUCUAUGGUAUAUGGUCUACUUAGGACCUGUGUUUUGGUUAAUCAUGUCACAUGAUCUGGAUUGUAACCUUUAUUAAGCUUUUUCAUCAAACUGACCACUUUUCCUUUAAUGUCACAUGGUCCAGCACCAUCCUCAGACAAUUGCUUUCAUUUUUGAUCUAAUUCUCAUGUCUGGAAAAGGCUUAAAAUAAAGGUUAAAAUCCAGGUCAUGUGACAUGAUUAACCAAAACACAGGGCGCUGGGUAUACUUCACAAAAUAUAUUUAUUUACUUGUUGAAAGAUCUGGCCUCAAUAGUUCAAAGUUCAUUUCAACUGUAAAUUGAAAUGAUUGUGGCCUAGCUAUCUGCCAUGGCCUUGCAGUACUGUAGAAGUAGCACACAAUACAAAAAAUAAAAAAUUGUACCUUUAACCUCAGACAAAUAUAAUUUUAACAGUCUUACAUAACUAAAUAUUUUUCCAGUUAAGGAGGACAGCACUGCACUUUGCCUCCAUCGAAGGACACUCUACCGUUGUCCAGAAGCUUCUAGAGAAAGGAGCUAACGUCAAUUCUAAAGAUCGGGUGAGAGACUCUUGCCAUUACUACUGUAUGUUCUAUAGUCAAUGAUAAAAGCUGUGAAAUGACAUAAUUGACAUAAUUGUGUUUUUAACUCCAAUACUAGGGAACAAAUUGACUAUUUUUUAUCACACGUACAGUAUGUGACCUAACCUCUUAGAUGUAACCUCUAUAUAACCUCAAGUAUUGUGCUCAUAAAUGGAUAAUUGAUUAGGUUAGGGCUGUGGAAUGGAAAGCUAGUGAUGAAUCAGUUGUUAAGCCUCAGACAUUGUAGAGUGAAGGCGGCCAUGUUGUGUGUGUUCCAGCUGGAGUCCAGAGCUGUUCACUGGGCCUGUAGAGGAGGAAGCCUGGCAGUCAUCAAGGUCCUCCAGAAACAUGGAGCUGACCUCAACAUCAGAGACAAGGUGAGACGUGGGUGGGUGUGUCAUGAUGCAUUUGUGCGACUAUAGCUACUGACAUUUCGUUCAUUAUGGAGUUACCCAGCUAAUAGAAUGGCCAUCUACCCAUAGCCUUAUCAUUUCACCAGUCCAGGGUUGUCCUCAGUGGGGUUCAGAUAUAUUAAGAACAGACAUGUUUCUCUGUCCUUUGACAUGUAGAAUUGGGAAGAUUUCAGCUACAAGGAAUUGUUAUCUGCAACGUCUUUCACGAAGAGGAGAUGAGGAGAGAUGUGCCCAUGGUGGCUCUAACUCACUCUCUCUCUCUCUCUCUCUCUCUCUCUCUCUCUCUCUCUCUCUCUCUCUCUCUCUCUCUCUCUCUCUCUCGCUCUAUCUCUCUCUCUCCCUCUCUCCAUAGCUGAUGGCCAGCCCUCUCCAUGUGGCCACCAGGACAGGCCAUGCUGAUGUAGUGGGAUACCUGCUGAACAGCGGAGCAAAAAUCAACGCCAGAGACAGGGUAGGAUGUCAUGCUUUCUCACUGCAUCAUACCUGGUCUAAUAUGAUAUUGUAAGUCAGUUUUGGUGAAAUACAAUAAACAAACAUCAUUGUUACGAUAUGGCUCAACAUUAUCUUGGUUGUCCUCAUAUUGUCCUCAUUAUCUUCCUGGUCCUCAUAGUGUAGUAUUGUAAUUGUGUAUUCCAGGAGGGGGACACUCCGCUGCAUGAUGCUGUGCGCCUGGGCAGAUAUAAGAUACUCAAGCUGCUCAUUGUUGGAGGGGCUGACACCAGGCUCAAAAACCAUGUGAGUAUCACAUCUUCUCAAAUAAAACUGGAGGUUGGCAUUGACAUUUUCUAUUCAAAUGUGUAUUUUUGCGUCCGUGUGUAACUGUUUGUUCAGUCAUGCAUGUGUCUGUGUGUUUCAGGAGGGAUUUACAGCAGUGGAGCAGGUGAAAGAGUGGCAGUUUGACACCAAGGAGACUCUGGAGAAACUUGAACAGCUGAGGGAG
Coregonus sp. 'balchen' is the source of this 12881-nucleotide messenger RNA. The record is from the annotation of a GenBank genome assembly. NCBI's taxonomy places the organism in Eukaryota, Metazoa, Chordata, Actinopteri, Salmoniformes, Salmonidae.